AUGUCAUCGAACAAACGUUUAGAUUCAAUUUCAAGACCUUCAACACCUAAAAGGAAGCUCAAGUUUAAACCCAAGCUUGUGGCUAGAAAACCGAAGGAAGAAAGAGAUGCUGAAGCACAUAUUAACACCCCCGGUAUUAACAGGAACAAUCUACGGCUACAACAACCUCAUAGAUUCAUGCCUAAUAGAAAUAGAAUGAACAAAAGGUAUCAGAAUACCACUCUACUUACUUCUGGUCCCCUUAGUGCUGGUGCCGUUCCUGUGGUUCCUGAGGGAAUUAAAGAGAAAGCCUCAUCAUUGGCAUCGAGGAGGACCGUGUCUCCUGUGACAGAAUUGGUAUCUCGAUUGCAUCGAACAAAGGACAAGAACAGGCCUCCUAAGGUAGAACAGGGGACCAAUGGAUUGCAUGUUAAUGAAAUAAAUGUUGGUAGUAAUAGUGACGAAGAGGAUGAUGACCUUAGUGAGGCAGGUUCUGACGUGAAGAUUAAUAUGGGUAAAGAGCUCAACUUCGAUGACGAAGACCUGAAACUUUUUCCUAUGAGAGCCGAGAGGGCACAGCAUUACGAGUUUGGAGAAGAGCCCCAUCCUGAUAGUACCAUAAAGACGGAAUUUCAUAGGGAAGCGUCGGAUAUAUCGAGUCGAGAAGGUAGUAAUAUACCUGAUAGCGGUCCAAACGUGAAAAAGGAGAAUUCCAGCUUGGCAUUUAUUCCCGAGGACUCCAGCGAUAAGAAACAGGCUGCCAUUGAUGCCAUUAACGACUACCAGACGAGGCAGGAGGCCAGAAUACUACAAGAAGAUUAUAGCUCUCUUGUUAAAUACAUGGAAGAGUUUAAGGUGAGCCAAGAUGAAGAGAAGCCAUCUUGUGUGUUACCCUCUGAGUUUUUAUUUCUUCAACUUCCAUCCAUCUUACCUCCAUUUGAAAAGCCAAUAAAGGCAGAAGUAAGCGCGGGGGCAGAGAAGAUCGAGGAGGAGAAAGCCGAUCUACCUACUGGUGUUAUCGGUAAACUAAGGUAUCAUGAAUCAGGAAAACUAACGAUUAAGCUAGGAAAUGUGGUAUUUGAUGUUACAGGUGGAGGACCAGCAGACUUUGAACAGGAAAUCGUCGCUGUAAACCGGGCUGACCAUCAAUGCUAUCAUCUAGGAUCUGUGGGAGAGAAGAUUAUAGCUGCACCUAAAUUAGUAUAG
Molecule: messenger RNA, 1185 nt
Organism: Brettanomyces nanus
Lineage: Eukaryota; Fungi; Ascomycota; Pichiomycetes; Pichiales; Pichiaceae
Exons: 1
Coding region: 1-1185 (394 amino acids)
Biological process (GO): transcription by RNA polymerase III
Cellular component (GO): RNA polymerase III complex
Molecular function (GO): DNA binding
Source: RefSeq, a predicted model, not a curated record